AUCAUGAAAUGGGAUACAUGGUUUACAGCAGGUCACUAAUGCUGGAAAAAGUACAGAGUCCACCGAAAGACAUGCUUGUUACUUUCUGAAUUCUGGGAUAAUUUUUUUGUUGUUGUUCAUCACUCCGACUUUCACUGAGGGUUAUUAUAGCCUUGGUCUCAAGGCCAGAAAAGUUUACAGGCUGCACCUCUUCCGUACUCAAUGCUGUACACCUUGCACCCAAGGGUACUGUAUAUUUACACUCAAUAAUGUCUUCUGGUUCUCACACGGCCAUCAUACAGGAAUCUAUAAAACAUGGACUUACAUCAGUCGGUGCCGGUGCCGCGGACGGACACGGAGCCCCCAGCCCGGCCCGCAGCCGCCUUGUCAUGCUGCCCAAAGUGGAGACGGAGGCCCUGGGACUCGCCCGGUCGAAUGGGGAACAGGGGCAGAUGCCAGAAAACAUGCAAGUGUCUCAGUUUAAAAUGGUGAAUUACUCCUACGACGAAGACCUGGAGGAGCUGUGUCCGGUGUGCGGAGAUAAGGUGUCGGGGUACCACUACGGGCUGCUCACCUGCGAGAGCUGCAAGGGAUUCUUUAAGCGGACCGUCCAGAACAACAAGAGGUACACGUGUAUAGAAAACCAGAACUGCCAGAUUGACAAAACGCAGAGGAAGCGAUGCCCUUACUGCCGGUUCCAAAAAUGCCUCAGCGUUGGAAUGAAGCUAGAAGCUGUGCGAGCUGACCGAAUGCGCGGCGGCAGAAACAAGUUUGGACCGAUGUACAAGAGAGACAGGGCGCUGAAGCAGCAGAAGAAAGCUCUUAUCCGAGCAAAUGGACUUAAACUGGAAGCCAUGACUCAGGUGAUCCAAGCUAUGCCAACUGACCUGACAAUAUCCUCUGCGAUCCAGAACAUCCAUUCUGCCUCCAAAGGCCUACCUCUGAACCAUACUGCCUUGCCUCCCACAGACUAUGACAGAAGCCCCUUUGUAACCUCUCCAAUUAGUAUGACGAUGCCACCCCACGGCAGCCUGCAAGGUUACCAAACAUAUGGCCACUUCCCAAGCCGUGCUAUCAAGUCCGAGUACCCUGACCCUUACACUAGCUCACCAGAGUCAAUAAUGGGCUACUCAUACAUGGAUGGUUAUCAAACAAGCUCACCGGCAAGUAUUCCACAUCUGAUAUUGGAACUCCUGAAAUGUGAGCCAGAUGAACCACAAGUCCAAGCAAAGAUCAUGGCAUACCUGCAGCAAGAGCAAGCCAACAGAAGCAAGCACGAGAAGCUCAACACAUUUGGGCUUAUGUGUAAAAUGGCUGACCAAACCCUAUUCUCCAUCGUCGAGUGGGCUAGGAGUAGCAUCUUUUUUAGAGAGCUUAAGGUUGAUGACCAAAUGAAGUUGCUUCAGAACUGCUGGAGCGAACUCUUAAUUCUAGAUCACAUUUACCGGCAAGUGGUACACGGGAAAGAAGGCUCCAUCCUUCUGGUUACCGGGCAACAAGUAGAUUAUUCCGUAAUAGCGUCACAAGCUGGAGCCACCCUCAACAACCUUAUGAGCCAUGCACAAGAACUGGUAGCAAAGCUUCGCUCCCUGCAGUUUGAUCUGCGAGAAUUUGUAUGUCUCAAAUUCCUGGUGCUGUUUAGUUUAGAUAAACCAAGAGGAGAAAGACAAUUUUGCAUACGCUGUGAAGACUCAAUUACUCUGUGAAAUACGUCCUUCUGUGUGGUUUUUAUAGUGUUUGAAUCUGCCAUGGGAAGUUUAGAUGAAGCUCUCUCAAAACACAAACAGCAUUUUUCUCUCAUUUAUGAUACCAUAAAAAGAGCUAGUUCUGCUAAUGGGAGCCUUGUAGUCAUAUUACUUCUUUAUAGAAAUGAUGUAGCAAAGAAAGGGUCAGCACCUUUCCAACUAUUAAAUCACUAUUUAGCACACUGCAUAACUCAAUUUGUUAGAAGUCAAAACUAGAUGUUAUUCUGUAAAUAGUAAAACAUAAUGAUGUUGCCCCUUGACCCAAAGAAUUAAGGCAUAUGUUUGUAGAGAUCGGAUGAUAAAACUGAAACAAAAAACAUAGGUACCUUUUCCAGUUAAAUAUCUAAGUUUGUGCCCAAAAGUAUGAAUGAAUUGUCUGGCUGAAGUUGAGUGAGUCAGGCCUUUUAAGACAUUAAAGUACUUAACAAUGCUGGUUAGCAUUCAGCAGAGUUGUAAAAGCUAGCUAAGCAGCAAAUCUGUGGAAAUAAUUGGGAGCAAUUAUUGUAUCUAAGUACUGAGAUGCAUUUGAUGCAGAUCUUUGUCUCUUAAGGCAUCUCAACAGAAAACUGAACUUAAUGCUGAAAACACAUUAUUAAUCAAAACAAUAUUUCAAAAACCUGAGCUGACUUUCAUUGAAAAUCUGACUCUGUAACACUUAAUGGUAAGACAUACCAACCUUUCUCAUUUCUAAGGAUGUCCCCUCCGUAGUGUUCACCAAACCAGUAAAGCCUUAUACUAUUGCUUCUGUGGUAGCACAAACUCAAUAAACCACAACAUUAAUUUAUUGAGAAGAAACCGUUUGGUUUUUUAUAACCACAGUUACAAAGCAAUUCAAAAAUAGUCAUUAUACAAUUGAUGGAAACGUACUGAUAGGGCACAGAGUGAAGAACUGGAAAAGAAGAAGGGAAACUUUGAGAGACCUACUUCUCACAUUUGCUCUGCAGGCUUUACAUUUCUUAAUUCAUGUCCAAAAAACAGAAAGGGCUUAUCUGAGAAAGCUGAUUUUCAGAUAGGUGCGUAAGUCUUCAUCAAGUUUCCUCGUAAAUAAGAAUUAACAUAACUGGCUUACUGAAAGCGAGCCAAAUCGUCAAUAAUGCCAUUUCUUUAUCCUAAUCCCAGAGCAAUACAACUAAUUUUCCUAUAGCACAUGCCACUAUAGUCCACAGUACACAUCAUCAAAAAGUAGGUCUAAAAAUUGCUAGUUUAAAUCAACAUAUGUCGCAGACAGGAAAAGCAAUUGAGUCAGGUUAUCUCUGAGUUAUCAUUAACGAAUCUGACAGCAGUUCGGAAACUCCUUUUCUACUCUGACAGAGUUAGAAAUUUAUUCUAUCUUAUUCUACUCAUUCUAAUUAUUUAAAUGUUGAGUUCUCUAAUACUGGGGAAGAAAGAGACUGCCAUGAUUCACUAUAGUGAAAUCUUGGCUUCACUAAAGUUAAAUAGAAUUUCUCACUGAUUUUACCAGAGCAAAAAUAUGUCUCAGUCUUUCUUUAAUUUUCCUCCUAUCACAAAAUAAAGUUCAGAUCAACUUUUCAGCCACUCAAUUUGAUUUAAAUUUUUUUUUUUCUAACUUGUGAACCAAACAACUGUCUAUAAUACAGGUUACUUUUUAUCAUCUUCUGAUGUAACAAAUCUCAUUUCACAAUCCAGUGGCGUUACAAACUGGUCAGUUAACCUGAAAUCAGCCACUGUUCAAUUUUCGCCAAAACUUCCCAUUUGUCCUGCUAGUUUUUAUUAUCUGAACUCAGCAAGGAUGAUUUGUCAAACCUUCCAUCAAAGCAGUUUAUAAAGUGAAAUGCCAAUAGGAAGAAAGUUAGACAUCAUUUGACCCAUGUCCAAGUACUUGUCUGCCUGAGCUAAAUGCUACAGUAGGCAGCAGCUGACUGGUACUGCUCUCUUAUCAUUGUCAGGACGCAGAUAAAUGUACUUCAUUUAAGAAAUGAAGGUUUUAUCAAUGGGCAAAUAAUUGCAGAGCCACUAUCGAUCUCACAUCUCAAUGUGAGACAAGAGGGACCUGCGGACCUGUAGACAUGGUAAACAUUUAAUUGCUAUGGAUGGCAAACAACGGCCUUCUCGUUAAAGAAAGGGGGGAAAAAGAAAAAAAUCUCAAUUUUCAAACAAACCACACCAGUUACUUAACAGUUCAGCAGAGAUCCACUCGACUAGGCAAUACUCCAUACCCAUUUCUUUUGGCUAAGAAGAACAUUAGCAAAUCUUUCCAUGCUUUCACUCUCCCUACAACUCUAGAGUAGAGAUGGGAGGAGAGUAGAUCUCAGUACUGGGCUCCACUGAAGGCAGUUUUGGAAAAAAAAACCCUUCUUGUUAGGAUCUUCACAUAGAUUAAAAAUGCUGAAUGAGAAGCUUCCUGUGAACACGCAGUAGUUGCACAAAGCCUGCCUGUGCUUAGUUUGAUUUUGUGCUAUUAAGUCAAAUCAACACAGUUAUGAAAAACUCUGAAGUUGGAAAUAAAGAAACUUCACCAACUUUUCAAAGCUUAGUCCAGAAAAAAUGGGAACAUAAAAUAAAAAAAAGAAUUAGUCAAAAGAUCUUCUUCUACCCUCCCAUCACUUGGAAGUUUUAGUAUCAGGACUAAAUAAAUGAAGCUAGCAGGUGAUCAGCUCAAAAUGCCACAGUGCAUAUUCUUCGAGACAGCAGACAUAGAGGAUGCUGAUAGUUUUUGUGGUAAGAGUCACUUGGAGAAAUUACUGGAAGGAAAAUCCAUUGUAAGCUAUGAAAUACAGAGAACUGUUAGUUCUGGCUGUUUGUAACCUCCAGCUGCUGGAACCUCAGCAGCUGCUGCUGGUAGGGAUCGCUCCACGUUUUCUUCUUACACUGCUCCCCAGGACAUCUGUUCCUGGUCUAUGUCAAAGAUGGGAUCACGAUUUAAUGAGCCAGAGUGCCAGCAUGGCUAUUCUCAUGCUCUUACCAGAUAAGUGUAAGUCAUUUAUAAUUUUCAGGGACAAAGAUUUCCUUUCUGUAAAGUGGGCCUACUAUUUCUUCAGCAAGAUAACAAAAAUUAACAGAAAACAAUACUUUGUCUUCAGUAGCACCUUCAGUGCAAGAUCUGAACUAGGUACCCUGAAUAUGCAAAGUAUAGCAUAACAAAGACUGCCUUGAUGAGCUAAUGCAAGUCCAUGGUGGAGCAUUCAUCCAGGAACAGAGGGGUCCUCACUAACUGAUUCUCUUCUUAAUUCCUGUGGCAGACAACACUUAAGUCUUGAAGACUGUCUUAAGGCUUCAGGCAGCUCUGAAGCCAAAAUGCUCACUUCAGCAGUUUAUACUCGUCACAGUUUGCAAAUAUACAAAUAUUUUCGCAAUUGACUGUAUACAGAUGCUAUCAAUAGCAUGUAUUUAUACUUGUGUCGUUAUUAUGAGAUGGUUUUAUUAAAUCCAUUGACAGUUGUUUUAUACUCAUCUGAAGUGCACUGAAGAGCACUUUUAAGACAGUACCUGACGAACAAGCAGUCAAGGGGUUCUGUACAAUCAGCAUCCAGCCGUGUCCUUCAGGCUUCCCCACAUCACAUCUGAAUUUAGAAAAAUAGUUUCUGCACACUUGUUAAAUUCAGGCUCAUAUCCUAGCCUCAUGCUUAUCUACAGUAAGCAUAUGAGGAUAAUGUUGGCAAAGAAACAUUUCCUAAACUUGAUGCAAUCCUUUGGAAUUCAGGAAGAAUAAAUUAGCAUUCAGGAGAUGUGACUGCUCAAUAUUUAUGCCACUGAGACUUGGCAGAAGCAAAUAAUGGUACAUAAAGCUGAUGCUUGUCUUAAUUAAAUGCAGUAUAAUAGGUGUUGAGGGCUUUUUUUUUUUCCCCUUAGCGAAGAGAGCAGUUUAGCAAUGACCAGAUAUAACUCAUUCUGAAGUUCAGAGUUUAAAAUUAAUCAAUAUGUAUUUAUAACAAGGGAGGGACUGAAUAUAAUUUAUUAUUAGCUGAAAGCUGGCUAAUAGAUAAAGACAAGAUUUAUUUUAGUACAUUCUUCCACAUACUAGUUUCUGACAAAAUAUUUGCUCUCUUUGAUUCUUAAUUAUUUUUUGCUGUACUAACAGUAUUUGAAAUAGAAGACUUAUUGGAAGGAAUUCCCCAGCCACAGAAAGGCUAGCAGUGACACCAGAGAACAUAAAAUGAGACAUCUACCUAGAAGGAUCUCUUUUCACUGUGAAAAGCUCAUUGUUCAGAGUAAAAUUCUUAAUAGUACAACAUUUCCUGAUUUUAUGAUGAGAAAUUGUUAACAGCCUAUAUUCCUUUAAAGUUUGUGAUGUACAUAUGCAAUGAUAGCUAGGUUUUAACUGGAAGAGAAUAUAAUGAUGAGACAAUUCCAACACAUCUACACAGCCCAGGGACACCUUUCUUAAAUGUCACAGUAAAAGCUUUGAGAGUGGAUACGAAGUAGGUAGAUCAGGAGUGCUGGGGAGAGCUCCAAUUCAGCAUGAGUCAGAGUGGAGAAAGCAGAAAGGCACUUAGCCUGGAAAGGGUGUGGGAGAGACAGAGAUGGCAUUGUAGGGCAAGCCAGAGGCAGGAAGUGACCUCAUGAUGCUGAAUGGUCGAUGAUAAAUAUGGAAGGAACAGCUACAGGACCUCAACAGUGAAGACAGUGAACACAGUUUGUGUCUGAUGUAGCAGAGGAAAAGGGAGGAUGCAAAGAUAGCAAAGCAGGGAGUUUGGAAGGGAGUCUUGAAAGUGGUGUUUCCCAAGGCCAAAGGAAGAAACACUGUGGUAACUGAGACAUAAUACGAUGAGACUAUGUGGUAUUUGUUAAGAACUUAACCCAGCAAACAAUGGCUUUUGUGCACAGUCCAUGGAAGUCUAUAAAAACACACUUACUGGGUCAGCUAUGUUAUAUUAGUUUGGAAUGAAUUAUAUUAGAAGUAGGCUUAUUUAAAGGUGAACAUCACUGUCUUUUGGGUGAUCUCAUCUCUGGAUAAAAUGGAGGCUCUGUUUCUAGAAAUCAAGACGAACAAUUCUUAAGAUUAUUAUUAUGUAACUCAAUUGCAAAUUAUAGACUUAAUGCACAAACUGUCUAGAUGGAGAUGUAUAGCUUGAAUUGAACUAAAUGUUGAAGGAAAUAGUGAUGACAACUAUAUGGGUCCUUUCUUGUAUCCCCAUCAGCAAAAGCAAAUUUCAUAGGCAAGAAGUUCAAAUUCAUCACGAGUCUCACAAUUCCACUGUUGUUUUUGUUCGUUUGUUUUUUUGCAAGCUUUGCCCAAUCUUCCAAGUUCAAAGGUGAUUAUUUAUAUGGACUCUCACUGCUGCACAUCCCACGUUAACUACAAAAACCAAGGAUGACUGUCUCAUUAGAGAUGAUGUGGGUCAGUAGAACAGUUAAAUAGCCAGUCUGCCCCGAAACAUCUAAGUAUUUGAUUUUCUGGCAAAACAGCCUGUCCUCUCUACUCUGCAACUAUAAGAGCUGUUCCACUUUUCUACUCUAAUCCUCCAGAAAAGAAUGAAAGAGAAUAAACAAAGAUCAUUUUAGGAUCAGCUCACGAAGGACUUUCUCCAUUCACGGAGCCAGCAUAUGGAAAUAGAGAAAUCAGUCCUCUUGUUCAUGGCUGUUUCUGACUCCAUUACAGUCUGUGGAGCUCAGAAGAAUUUUUUCAUGAUAUCUGAGUUACUUUAUCUGGUAAAUGAAAACCAGAGCUAUCUUUUUAAAAAGUGGUGAAAUCCAGAGUAUUAAAGAGACUAUGUAAGGUACAACCAAAUGAAAACAGAUUUGUUUAAACAAGCUAAAGACCAAAGGCAAUAGUGAAAGGAACCUGAUUUAAAGUAUGUGGAAUACGUUUUGAGCAAAUUUAUAUUUUCCUUUGGAAGUAACAUAACAUGAGCUCCUUGCUCUAUUUUCAUGCUAGUGUCUAAAACUGCAAAAAGAAUAUUUUCAGAAGUGAAUUGUAGCACUGUGUGCAACAUGCAGGACAAAGUGAAUUUCCUUUUGCCCUGUUCUUUUAUUUCUCUGUUUUUAUUGAAAUCUUUAGAGAAACAAACGCAAAGACAUCUUCCCUUCUCUUUAUCUAUUGAAAUCUGUAGCACAGUCAAACAAUUAAAAAUCAGUCCCUGAAAGUUCGUAGAGACGCUAAACGAUGACGAAUGGAGUGAAGACUCUGAUAAACAGACCUUUGCUCCCGAGAACGCUUCUUCAUGGAGCUGACAGGUUUUAGUUCAGCCUCCCAUGCAGGUUUCAGACACAGUGCAGGUAGGAUGAAAGAAGUAAUGGCAGCAGCUAUAUUGCAGAUAACUUUCUUGAUGAAAUGUCUGAUCAAUUAUUCUUGUGAAUAAUAUACAGAUUACAUUUAUAUAGAUAAAUACUGGGGUUAUUUAUUAGAGUUAUGAAUUAAACCAGUAUUUUUAAGAAAUAAGUUUUCAGUAAUACUUCUCAGCCUUGGAUGUCAAAGUCAUGAAUGAUCAACUUCUUACAGAAUUUUCAAGCUUUCUAUUUCAUGGUUGAUUAAAGUUUUGUUUUGUUUUUUUAUAAACUACAUUAAAUUGUAGAGAAAAUUUAAUAAUCACUUCUGAUUUAUCCUGAUUUUAUUUCACAAAAUGCAAUGAAUGUUGUGGACUUAUCUCUCAAGUAACUGCUGAGUACAAAGGCAUUAUUUGAGGCAUGAAUUUGAUCCAAUAUGAUCAGUACUGGUUUACGUUGUCUGUUUGUCUGACAGUUGCAAGCCGUGGAAAAAAAGAUUAACCAUCUUGAGCAAGUGCAUUUCCUUUUCCUUUUUUUUUUUUUUUUUCUGGUAAUAAAUUGCAUAUAUUAGAAGGUUUUGAAAUAACAAAAGGAUUAGAUGCUCGAGAGAAAAUUAGGUCAUAUAUUUGUUAGAUACAAAUCUCACAAGUAAUUAGAAACAUGACUAUCAAGCAGUAUCUGUAUUCUGUGCUGCUGCCUUUGUGUGCAGACAGUGGGGAUUUCAGAAUAAUCCAACUGGCAUGCACUUUUACACUUUCUAAUAUGUUCAUAGAAUACUAGUAAGAAUAGCUUUUAAACAGCUUCUACAGGGGGGAAAAAUCACUUGCAAGUAACUCACAUAUACAUUCGUGUCCACUCUGGAAAUACUUUUGGAAUUUUUGUCCAGCCUUCAGUACACACUGUAGAUGUUUAAGAUACAAGCUUGAACGUAUUUUACACGUAAAAAUAUAUUGUUACAUAGAAUUUUAUAGCUGGUAUUGGCAUAAGCACUUAACAUCAGUGAAUACUUCUGAUAGACAAGGUUCCCAGAAUCUCUUACUGAGUAUACUUAAAUGUGAGUAUAUUUAAAUAUUUAAAUAAAUGAAGGAAUAUACUUAAAGAGACAACUCUAUAUUUUUCAUUUGGACAUAUGCUUAAAUGCUUCACAGAGGGAAGAAUAUGCUGAAGGAAUGCAACGGCAAAAUUCCCUUGACUGUUGCUGUAACAGACCACUUAUGAAAUACUUUCUAUACCAGAAGGUACAGCCUACAGAUUAGGAACUGUUCCUUACUUAUUUCUAGUUAAAAACACACAUUGCAGAGACUCUUACCUGAAAGGCUGUUUACCACUGUCAGCCAUUCAUUGGAGACUCACCCCGCAGACACGUGCCCCAUUCCCCUGUCCUCCUCUUAUCCCUUUGAUGCUUAUGCCAGCUUAGACACUGGAAGGGAAACAAAAGCAAUGGUUGUCUCUAAGAGAGGAAAGUGAGAGAACUGAAACACUGCAAAGAAACACUGAAAAGUAGUUGCAGGAGAAAUAAACAGAAGCCAGGAGACGGAAAGAAUUGCAAGAGUGGUGAGAGAAGAGCGGUAGAGAAUAGGAUACCUGGGCAGAACAAGAACCAAGAAGGGUGAAAAGGACAGGAAGGAAAGAGAAACCAUGGAACUGUGAUCAAAGCUGAGUGAGAGAGGGAGAGGGAGGAAAUAGUGGCAAACAGGAAAGAAACAAUGAAAGAAAAUUCAGAAACAAACUUUACAGGUCAGCCUUGAAUACAGCUGUGAUCGUGAAUUGGGAGUCAGAGGGGGACUGUGCAGAAACACUCAUUCCCAAGCUCACAGCUUGGAGCACAUCCCACUCACUUAUGUUGGCAGGAAAGGGGAGGGGAGUGAAAACGACAGUUCCUCAGCCUCUGGCAAAGCCACUAUUGGGGCUGGAUGAACUUCAUAGAGCAGAGGUUCUCCCUAAUACUCUGGGCCUUUGCAGAGCCAUCAAGAAUGGGGCAAACUGAAAAAAAUAAUGUAAGUCCAACACCAGUCCACAUGGCUUCCAAAAGUUUAGUCUGCACACAGCCAUUUUUGUAAGGAAAUUUUAAGAAUUCACUAUGUAAGAUUAUUCAAGGAUUAAUAAGAAAAAUCUUACAUUUAGAAUCAUCCCCAGUUGAUGAACAUUAUAAAUACAUUGCACAAUAUCUCUGCUCGCCAGGUGUAGGUAAGUCUCAGGAAGGAGAUGAGUUUCAGAAUCAGAAUAGGGAGUAACACUACAACAGUAUCUUUCUCCUCUCCCAACACCAAAGAUAGUAAGAGAUCAGUGAACUGCUCAGGAUGAGACAGACGAUGUUAUCCUGUCUUUCAGUGAUGGAAAAUCCGUAUCCCAGAACAGAACACAUGAGGCAGACUGUUCUUCAUGCUCAGCCAUAGGCAGGCUGAAUGGGUAGGUUGAGAAAGUCAUUUCCUCUUGUCUACGAGCAUCUCUCCGGGGAGACAUUUGGUGUUAGAGAAUGGAGAAACUGGCAAGGUUGAAAAGGACAGGUAUCAUACUCACAUUCGCUAAAGAAGUGCUGGAGAACAGUACAGCACACUGAAAGUAUUCUUUCAGAGAGGAACACUGCCAAGAGCCUUCUGCACGACCAGUGUCCCCUCAACUGCCCACUGUGUUCCAGCUGGCCAGCUCACUUCUACCUGUCAUUCUUCCUCCCUUUCUGUUUUGAGAGAGGAAAGUAGGAGCCAUAAUUAAUUAAAACCGUAGAAAAAUACCAGAGUUGAUCCAGGGAGUAAAGAGAGAACAGAGCAAUUAAGAACUUUCCUGCUAAACCCUCACUAGGCAUACUGUAAGACUUUCAGUGCAUCGUGCCCCUCAAAAACAUGGCAGAGAGAAGCAGGCACUUAAAAGAGCUUUCAAUUACUUACGUGCCUUUGGCGCCCUUUCAGGAUGCUGUGGAGCUGGAAACAGCUGUGGCGAAGUUAUUUUCUCUGCAUUUGCUUUUCUUGACAGAACAGCUCCAAUAUUUUGAUCUCAAGAAUAAUCAGGUCUUUUGUGUUUCCUUUUCAACUAACUGCAGACUUUUGCAAGUUAAAAAUUAAUGACAACUUCUCUUCCCCUUUCUUUCCUUUUCAAACAUAGCCCUUCCGCGCUCUCCUGAAAAUAGAAUAAUCUUUUUCCUACAACCUCUAACUGUUCAUCUCAACUGCAUUCAAACCAUUCUUCUGCCCCCCUUCUGUGGUAAGGCACAAAAUGAAUUCCACCACAACAAAACAACUUGCCUCGUGGAAACCAUUACUGUGAAGAUGAAACAUGGCGCUGUGUCCUUUACCACUAUUACCGGCAGUCAGUCUGUUACAACGUAUUGGGCGAUUAUAGGCCAGCCUUUUCACAGAAAGCCAUGGGUUUCAAGUUAGCAGUAACCAUCUAUCAAUUCUUGAGAUUAUGCCAUGAUUUACUGUCACAGCAUCAUGUAUUCUCUGAUUUUCUGCCUGCUAUGAAACAUUGUGCUUUCCUUUUCUAUUGAUGUAUCAACUAUAAUAGUUACAAGCAGCUACAGAAAAAUCAAUAGCGAACUUUCAUUACUGAGCACAUAAAGAGUACCAUGCUGUGAGAGCACCUAGCUGUUAAAUAGUCACCAGCAGUAAGGUACACUAUAAAUGGCUGUUAUUUUGGUCUAAAUGAAGAAUGUCUGAAUUUGAAACAUCAGAUAGCUAGGAUUUCUGACAUCACUGGAUUCCACGUCAAGUUUUUCGAGUGUGUGAUUUUUUAUCCAAGUGUCAGCCUUGAUUUGUCUUUCCCGUGCUGGGAUCUCUAGCUGACCUAGGAAAUGAAUAUCAAAAUAACAUAUUGCUGGGCAAUCCUUCACUGUUAGCUCGUUAUGUUUGGUUGGACAGAAGUGGUAAGAAUUGUGUUAAUGUUUAUUGAACUAGACUACAUCAAAUAAAUUGACUGAUUAUGGUGAACAGGCCAACAAUAUCUGUGCUUAUCGCACAAACAGAGCAGAGAUUAAAAAGGUACUGCAGUAUGGCUGCAGGCUCAGAGGUGCUCCUUGGACUGUGCACUAAGAAAAACUUUUCAGUACAUGGCUGGGGAGGGGUAGCAUAAUUUUUGGUUUAAAUAUGUUUAUUUGCCAGUGGAAACACAUGAACUUUAAUUAGUGAAUAUAAACCAAGAAUGCCAAGAACAAAAGUAAAUGUUAAUGAGCAUCGCUCUGAACAUGUUCAGGCCAUUGGUGUCCUCAAGCACAGAGCUCCUGCAGGGUGGGCUCUGCUGCAGGAGUCAGUGAUUACCUUGGCUCGUGGAGGCUGUGCUGAUUUACAGCUAUGAAUGCACUGUUUGUUGCUGAAUACCUUCGAGUUUGAAAGCCUGUGCAUUGCCAUGAAACUCAAACAUGAGGAUGAACAUGUGUACUUACAUGAAUUGCAUCCUACAAAAUGUACAUCCACCAACUGUCAUGGCCAUAAGAUUAGAGGAAAGCCACAUUUCUUGCCCUGGACAUCACUUCUAGGAAAAUGAACCUUUAAGAAAAGAAAUCCAAAUCAGUACUACAAAACCUGUAAAAGCAACACAGAAAUCUUGAAAUAAAAAAUGAGAAAUUUCAUUCCAAAUGGCAAUUCAGUCCCACCCAUCAAGAAAUACUUGCAGGUGGUGAAGCACCCUGCUUUGCACAGCAUAGGAAGGCCCAGCAACAACUGCCCUCAACAGGGAGCACUGAUUUAGGUCAUGGUGACUCUGAAACUAAAAAUCCUUCCAGAGAGCGAGCAGCGAAGACAAAACCCACAACCUAAUCAAAUAAAGCAGCAGGGGACUCAGACGAGGAGCAUCACAGAGUGACAGUGUAGCUGCCGUAGUUUGCUGUUACACUUACAUAGUAAAUAGCUGUAAAUGUCAACAGUGAAUUCUAGCUCUUCCAAGUAAUAAAAUUCAAGUGUUUGGCUAAAAAAAGUCAUUUCUACUGUAGUUCUGCCAUAGGGCUUUCAGCAGUGAGCAAUUAAGUGAAUGACGUUUUGCUUCCGAUUGUUUCAAAAUAAGAAUAUUAAAAAGUGGUUAUUUUACCGAUUUUUUUUUUAAAUGGAAGUUUGGAAAAAAGAGAAAGGAUAACUGUAUCACACCGGUCGGUCCUUGUCUCCAAUAAGGCGGAGUACUUCAUGUUCUAAAUUAUUUGUUGAUUACACUGACAGAGAGCUGUGCUAUAGUUCUGUACCCCUUAGAGCAGAACAGCACUAAAACACCUUUGCUUUUCCUCUUUUAAAUACAAGACAUCGUUACAGUUUCCACUCCUGAGGGAUUCUGGAUAUAAACAGGAGGAAAAGUGCAAAUAAAAUUCACCAAGGAGUAAAAAAGUGAUAUGAAGUUCUGCUCCUACCUAUAAACCGCUAUAAUAACGUAAUUGGCUGGCCUAAUAUUUUUAAUCAAGUUCAAAAAAGUUUGAAAUGUAAUAAUUAAAUGCAAAUACAGUCAUGAUCCCAAAGACCAGAAGAAUGCCUUUAAGCUAGUAUUUAUAACAAGAACUACUCGACUGAGCUGUCGUGUAAAUUCUAUCAUACCUGAGGCAGUUUUCCUCAGUCGAUUAGCUGAAAAGCUGAAUAUAUCCUGAGGCAAACCAGACAUCUAGUACAGGCUAAAUUCAACUACUGGAGCUUAAAUUUGGCUUAAUAUAUCCCCACUUGGAUCUGCCUGUUUAAUUCUCUUUCAUAUGAUAACGUUGGUUUAUUCAUAGUCUGGACUUGCCACCUGAACAAACUGCACCUCAUAUCUUAUUCUAAUGGAAUAAGAAAACUUUGCAAAAACCACAAAAGUUCCUGAGUGAAAAUCAAAUGCAAAUUUGGGAUUAAAAACUGUUUUGUAAAGUGACUACAAGAUUAGUACAGAGAGAUUUUUCCCCUAAGGAGCACUGCUUUUUAUGAUCAUGCAUUUUUUAUACUCUGUAGAGACAGAUGGGCUUUAUAAAAGGAUAGAGCCUGCUACUCAGAAGGGUUGCAGUGGCAGCUGCACUUCUGUGUUUUAACCUCAGUAGAAAUGUAUAUAGAAUAUUUUUCCAGAAAAUAUUUAUACUACUUCUUUCAGAACUAUAUUCCCCUUUGGUGCAGUUCCAGUGACAGCAGCAGAAAUACCUCUGAGAUUAAUCUGGUCCAUUAUUCCUAUUUUAAGCAGUACUCAAGGGAGAAAAAGGACAGAUAACGUCUAAACU
This is a messenger RNA of Gallus gallus (chicken), 14040 nucleotides long. It is a transcript of the gene NR5A2, whose product is annotated as nuclear receptor subfamily 5 group A member 2. Gene Ontology annotation, cellular component: RNA polymerase II transcription regulator complex. Gene Ontology annotation, biological process: regulation of transcription by RNA polymerase II; hormone-mediated signaling pathway; tissue development. Gene Ontology annotation, molecular function: nuclear receptor activity; RNA polymerase II cis-regulatory region sequence-specific DNA binding; zinc ion binding. NCBI's taxonomy places the organism in Eukaryota, Metazoa, Chordata, Aves, Galliformes, Phasianidae. The transcript is spliced from 8 exons. The record is from RefSeq and is a predicted model, not a curated record. The coding region runs from base 249 to 1685 and encodes 478 amino acids.